Molecule: messenger RNA, 6115 nt
Organism: Homo sapiens (human)
Lineage: Eukaryota; Metazoa; Chordata; Mammalia; Primates; Hominidae
Gene: ICOS
Product: inducible T cell costimulator
Exons: 5
Coding region: 3535-4137 (200 amino acids)
Biological process (GO): T cell costimulation
Cellular component (GO): external side of plasma membrane; plasma membrane; extracellular region
Source: RefSeq, a predicted model, not a curated record
AAGUUAUAAUUCAAGUAAACAUUAAGAAAAAGCAAAGGUAGAAAAAUUACGCACCCAAAAGACAGUGGUUUUGGUUUUUGAAAGUAGGAAUAGUUUCAGGAUAUGGCCAAGGGCACCAUGUCACUCAUGUCACUGUGGAUGGCAUUGAGUUUGCAUUGCUGCCUUUGAUACUGUGUCUUGAGAUGAAAAACAUGUUUCAUCAGACCAUUAAAUUUUUAAAUUACCUGCUUGGAGUUACCUGUCAGUGGAUAAACUAGCAGAGUGGCUUACUGUUCUUAGAGAAAGAUGAAAGGCAAAAUGACUUGUGUCAACAGAAUGAAAAUUAAAUAGCUCUGGCAUUUGGACUGGGAAUUCUUUCUGUGGUAGAAAAUAAAAUGGGAAGUCUUUGAAAAGAAGGAUUUUGAUUUUAAUCUUACCUGGAUGAUCUGUUAUCUGAAAUGUCCAGGGCACCAUAGAGUUUUUAUUGACACUAAGUAUCAGAGUUCACCCUAAAAAGCCAAGGAGGAAAGGAUAAUGUAAAAAUACUUCCUAGCCCCUGUAGACCUUACAAAAAAGAUCAUUCUGGAGUCCCUGAUUCCUUCUCUUGAAUGGCAUAUAGCAGACUCUAUAUGGACAAUUUAAAUAAUGCUACAUACAAUGUAAGUUAAUACACGUGUUUCUGCUGCUUUUUACUGUAUAUAAUUUGUACUACUUUUGUUUUCUCUUUCACACUGAGCCCUAUUCUUGAGGUUGAAAAAAGGAAAGUUAAGUAAUAUUAAAUAACUUAAAUAAUCAAAUAAACUAAAAGUGAAGGCAGAACUUUUAGUAGGUAUGAUCCUAUCUAGGGAUACAUUUUUUCAGUGGCAAAAAAAUAGACCUUACUGUUCUUACAAAAAAUGAAAAAAAAAUGAAAUCAAAUUGAUCAAAUGUUUCAUCUUGUGCUGGCUCAAAGUGAGUUAAGUGCAGUUAAGAGGAUUGAGGAAUGUAGAAUGAGCACAAGGACAGUUUUGGGCUACUUGCUGGUUUAUGCCUUUUCUAGAAUCUCAUGAAGUCCUUUAGCGGCAUGAAUGACAUGAGCAGCUUUGGAAUUUAUAUUCAUUCUUCAUUCAUCCAUUUACUCAUGUAGCAUUGAGCACCUGCCUGGUAGCAGGUACUGUGCCAGAUGGUGUAUGUACAAGGAUGAGCAAAACCAGGUCAACCCCUGUUCUUUGGAAGGUAACUGCAUGGUAGAGAGAGAUAUAUUAAUCAAAUAAUCCCAUUGAUUAAUGAUAAUUACAGGCAAAACUCAAUUAUAUGAGGGAAUGUAACAAGGAGCUUGACUAGACUGGGUGGGUGUGGAGGUGUAGCUGAGGAGCAGGGUUCAUUGAAGUCUUUCCUGUGCAAGUGGCACUUGAGCGGAGAUUUCAAGGACAAGGUAGCAAUCAAUGGGGAGAACGGUAUGAAGGUAGGGAAGAACGUUCCAUACCAUGGAAGGAACAAGUGCAAAGAGCCUGUGGCAGGAAGGAAUGAGGUAAGGUUAGGGAACUAGAAGAAAGCAGACAGAUGUGCCUGAGCACAAAGAGGGAAGAGGCUGAGCUUGGUCCAAGAUGACCAACUGGUCCAAGUUGGUCCAAGGUGAGGCUGGAAAGGAAAGUAGAGGCCAGACCAUUCAGACCAUAUAGUCUAUGUUCCAGAUUUUGGAUAUUCUUCCAAGAACGUUGGUACCAUUCGUGGAAGGGUUUGUUUGUAUUGAUAAAAAUCAUUCAACUAGGCCAAACCAAUUUGGGCAGUUCUGGUUGUGGUAUUAUGCUCAGGAGAAUUAAAGUAGCAUCGGUGUCAAUUCUGUGGAAGGUGAGAUCCAGCCUUAGGUAGGAUUGUUUUAAGUUUCCAGAUUAAGCUGACGAAUAAUUUGUAUUCUGGAACAAUAUUCAUCGUAGAUUCUAAAUGAAUACAACCAAUGUUCACUCUCAUUAUAAAGAAAGCCAUGAGAUGUGGCAUGCUGUUUGGCAUGUGGCAAACCUGAGGCACGAGUGGCUAAAUGGUAACAAUAAAUCUGCUAGCAAUGAUCCUAUUUAAAAUAUCUCCACAAUGCAUGUAUCCAGAAACUGCCAUGUAAAAGCUCUAAAGAAAAAGAGCCAAACUCAAGUAAACUAAGUACUUGCUUGUCCUCUGUUGUAUUUUCAAUCCUCCCAAUUUACAUAGGCUUUCUCAUGCCAUGAAGAUGUAGGCAUUCUUACCUUUAGUCAGUGUUUGAAGAAUUUCCAACCAGGAAAGGUUAAGUGAUUUGUUACACAGUAGUUGGUGGCAGAACCAAAGUUAGAACUCUAAUGUGACUCCAACAUCUACAUUCUUUCUAAACUGUGUUGAAGUAGUGGAGGUGUAACAUAAAUCUAAAGGAACGUAAAUCUCAAUGAUUCUGAUCACCUUUGUUAUUUGGUUGUGAAUUAAGAAGGAUGGGAAUCUUGCUGAUUUCUAGUCUUUGAUGGAUCUCAAUGUAGAAUUUAACAAAGUCUUGUUUUUUUUUAAUGAACUUGGAGCAAUAGGACACUUUUAAUUAUAAAAAUAUCUACGAAAAAUGUGAAUGUCUAACUACAUUUUGAAGACCCUCUUUGUAGACCUUAUAGGCAACAGGGACCAUAUGAGUGAUGGGACAAAUUCUGGUUUUAGAAAGACUACUUUAAAAGCAGUGUGGAUAAUACACCAGAUUGGGAAGGGCUGAUGGCAGAGGGUGUCUAAUAAACGUGCAUGUAUUAUGAUGUGUUCUGUGAGGAAGCUGGGAGGAUAGCCCUCAAGGCCACUUUGAGCCUUCCUUUGUCACUGAGGCAUUCCAUUAGUGACUCCUGAAUUCCACUUGGGAAAAGAGCCCCUCAGUGUCUCCAGCGUCUGAGAGAAGUCUGUGAAGAUGACUGACCUUGGAGCCCCUCUUAGCCUCUCCACGACUGAGUAAAUGUCAUCUCCUGACAGCACCCCCUUCCAGAGUGUUCUUGUUAGAUUUAACAAAAAUCCCAGUUGUCAAUUUUUUCUUUUGAUAGAUGAAUUCAGGCCAUUCCCAGUCAGCAUAAGCCUCUACUUGAUUUUAUUUCUAUGUUUAUUUACUACUUAUUUUUCUUUGUUGUAUCCUCUUUUUCUCUUUUAUUUUUGUUGGUGUGAUGAAAUUUCUUUUGACUCUCCUCUUUGCCUCCGGUUAAUUUGGAAGGUCGACUACAGUUCUUAAUUUACUAAGUAAUUGACAUGUUCAAAGAAUCUUAAUUGAAUGUCUACUUGUUUAUCAUUGUAUGAAAAUAAUGAAAAUGCCUUUGUCUGAUGUGCCUAGUCCCCAUCCCCUGCACUGAUAUGAGAACUUAAGAAUGUUCUUCCUUUCCCACUCUCACACUUCCCCCAGACAGUGCACCCUGCUCCAUACGUGGGUUUUGUGGAAAUAAUUUAAAACUUACAGUUGCAGAUCAUUGCUAGGUUUCCUCUUACAGUAUUUCUCUUCUGUUUCAAGAAUCCUUUCUUAACACUUACAUCACAUACGUUCAAUGACAACAUCAUUCUGGACAUCUGCUCCUGUCUUGUGAUCUCUGUUCUAAUCUAAUGAUCAGAAGACUUCUCUUAUUUUCGUUAAAUACCCCCAACUCUCUGAAUUCCAGUACAGGAGAAAUCAAUGGUUCUGCCAAUUAUGAGAUGUUUAUAUUUCACAACGGAGGUGUACAAAUUUUAUGCAAAUAUCCUGACAUUGUCCAGCAAUUUAAAAUGCAGUUGCUGAAAGGGGGGCAAAUACUCUGCGAUCUCACUAAGACAAAAGGAAGUGGAAACACAGUGUCCAUUAAGAGUCUGAAAUUCUGCCAUUCUCAGUUAUCCAACAACAGUGUCUCUUUUUUUCUAUACAACUUGGACCAUUCUCAUGCCAACUAUUACUUCUGCAACCUAUCAAUUUUUGAUCCUCCUCCUUUUAAAGUAACUCUUACAGGAGGAUAUUUGCAUAUUUAUGAAUCACAACUUUGUUGCCAGCUGAAGUUCUGGUUACCCAUAGGAUGUGCAGCCUUUGUUGUAGUCUGCAUUUUGGGAUGCAUACUUAUUUGUUGGCUUACAAAAAAGAAGUAUUCAUCCAGUGUGCACGACCCUAACGGUGAAUACAUGUUCAUGAGAGCAGUGAACACAGCCAAAAAAUCUAGACUCACAGAUGUGACCCUAUAAUAUGGAACUCUGGCACCCAGGCAUGAAGCACGUUGGCCAGUUUUCCUCAACUUGAAGUGCAAGAUUCUCUUAUUUCCGGGACCACGGAGAGUCUGACUUAACUACAUACAUCUUCUGCUGGUGUUUUGUUCAAUCUGGAAGAAUGACUGUAUCAGUCAAUGGGGAUUUUAACAGACUGCCUUGGUACUGCCGAGUCCUCUCAAAACAAACACCCUCUUGCAACCAGCUUUGGAGAAAGCCCAGCUCCUGUGUGCUCACUGGGAGUGGAAUCCCUGUCUCCACAUCUGCUCCUAGCAGUGCAUCAGCCAGUAAAACAAACACAUUUACAAGAAAAAUGUUUUAAAGAUGCCAGGGGUACUGAAUCUGCAAAGCAAAUGAGCAGCCAAGGACCAGCAUCUGUCCGCAUUUCACUAUCAUACUACCUCUUCUUUCUGUAGGGAUGAGAAUUCCUCUUUUAAUCAGUCAAGGGAGAUGCUUCAAAGCUGGAGCUAUUUUAUUUCUGAGAUGUUGAUGUGAACUGUACAUUAGUACAUACUCAGUACUCUCCUUCAAUUGCUGAACCCCAGUUGACCAUUUUACCAAGACUUUAGAUGCUUUCUUGUGCCCUCAAUUUUCUUUUUAAAAAUACUUCUACAUGACUGCUUGACAGCCCAACAGCCACUCUCAAUAGAGAGCUAUGUCUUACAUUCUUUCCUCUGCUGCUCAAUAGUUUUAUAUAUCUAUGCAUACAUAUAUACACACAUAUGUAUAUAAAAUUCAUAAUGAAUAUAUUUGCCUAUAUUCUCCCUACAAGAAUAUUUUUGCUCCAGAAAGACAUGUUCUUUUCUCAAAUUCAGUUAAAAUGGUUUACUUUGUUCAAGUUAGUGGUAGGAAACAUUGCCCGGAAUUGAAAGCAAAUUUAUUUUAUUAUCCUAUUUUCUACCAUUAUCUAUGUUUUCAUGGUGCUAUUAAUUACAAGUUUAGUUCUUUUUGUAGAUCAUAUUAAAAUUGCAAACAAAAUCAUCUUUAAUGGGCCAGCAUUCUCAUGGGGUAGAGCAGAAUAUUCAUUUAGCCUGAAAGCUGCAGUUACUAUAGGUUGCUGUCAGACUAUACCCAUGGUGCCUCUGGGCUUGACAGGUCAAAAUGGUCCCCAUCAGCCUGGAGCAGCCCUCCAGACCUGGGUGGAAUUCCAGGGUUGAGAGACUCCCCUGAGCCAGAGGCCACUAGGUAUUCUUGCUCCCAGAGGCUGAAGUCACCCUGGGAAUCACAGUGGUCUACCUGCAUUCAUAAUUCCAGGAUCUGUGAAGAGCACAUAUGUGUCAGGGCACAAUUCCCUCUCAUAAAAACCACACAGCCUGGAAAUUGGCCCUGGCCCUUCAAGAUAGCCUUCUUUAGAAUAUGAUUUGGCUAGAAAGAUUCUUAAAUAUGUGGAAUAUGAUUAUUCUUAGCUGGAAUAUUUUCUCUACUUCCUGUCUGCAUGCCCAAGGCUUCUGAAGCAGCCAAUGUCGAUGCAACAACAUUUGUAACUUUAGGUAAACUGGGAUUAUGUUGUAGUUUAACAUUUUGUAACUGUGUGCUUAUAGUUUACAAGUGAGACCCGAUAUGUCAUUAUGCAUACUUAUAUUAUCUUAAGCAUGUGUAAUGCUGGAUGUGUACAGUACAGUACUGAACUUGUAAUUUGAAUCUAGUAUGGUGUUCUGUUUUCAGCUGACUUGGACAACCUGACUGGCUUUGCACAGGUGUUCCCUGAGUUGUUUGCAGGUUUCUGUGUGUGGGGUGGGGUAUGGGGAGGAGAACCUUCAUGGUGGCCCACCUGGCCUGGUUGUCCAAGCUGUGCCUCGACACAUCCUCAUCCCCAGCAUGGGACACCUCAAGAUGAAUAAUAAUUCACAAAAUUUCUGUGAAAUCAAAUCCAGUUUUAAGAGGAGCCACUUAUCAAAGAGAUUUUAACAGUAGUAAGAAGGCAAAGAAUAAACAUUUGAUAUUCAGCAACUGAAAA